Messenger RNA from Pyricularia grisea, 381 nucleotides. RefSeq lists its product as uncharacterized. Gene Ontology annotation, cellular component: anaphase-promoting complex. The coding region runs from base 1 to 381 and encodes 126 amino acids. The transcript is spliced from 2 exons. Lineage: Eukaryota; Fungi; Ascomycota; Sordariomycetes; Magnaporthales; Pyriculariaceae. The record is from RefSeq and is a predicted model, not a curated record. Gene Ontology annotation, biological process: positive regulation of mitotic metaphase/anaphase transition.
AUGUCGCAAAACAAAGACGGCUGCUACACGCACGUCCACAUGCGGCAGGCGCGCGACGCGGACCUGUUUGAGGACUUUUGCAAGGACAAGCUCCCGGCCGACGACAUCUUUGUGCCGCCGCACCACCAGCCCAUCAACCCCGAGGACGAGGACGACGUGGUCCCGGACCAGCACGCCGCGUUUGGCAUCACAAAGGCCACGCAAAAGACAAAGGAGCCCGCCUGGAGGGACCUGGGUCUGUCGGAGCUCAUGACGCGCGGGCCGGCUGGUGCGAGCGGGGGCAGCAAUGCUGGUGCUGGUGCUGCGACUGGAACGGGACCGGGUGGCGCGAGGAGGGCCGCCAAGAAGCUUGCGCUGCGGCAGCAGGGUUUGCCGCGAUGA